Messenger RNA from Toxotes jaculatrix (banded archerfish), 1407 nucleotides. RefSeq lists its product as uncharacterized. Lineage: Eukaryota; Metazoa; Chordata; Actinopteri; Toxotidae. The transcript has 8 exons. Bases 198 to 1259 code for a protein of 353 amino acids. The record is from RefSeq and is a predicted model, not a curated record. Gene Ontology annotation, molecular function: cysteine-type endopeptidase inhibitor activity. Gene Ontology annotation, cellular component: extracellular region. Gene Ontology annotation, biological process: negative regulation of endopeptidase activity.
GUCCACCAUCAGCCUCACAUGUGUCUGUCCAAACCCUGUCUUUAAAAACUAGGAUUACAGGUCUUGCGAAGGAAGAUUUACAGGCUAGGGAAUGUGUUAGCCUAGAUGUUAAAUUAUCUACCAGGACAGGCUUUGACAACUCAGCUGGGUGAAAUUGGGGUUUUUAUUGGGCCCAGAGUGUGUGUGGGUGUUAAAGGAUGAGUGUGUACCUGCUGGUACUAUGUUUGGCUUUGCUGCAGCAAGUGGGAAGAGCCAGGCCAGACCCUCCAGGCUGCAAUAGUUCUGAGGCAGUGAGGGUGGCAGAGGAGGCCCUGGAGCAGAUCAACCAGGACCGCACAAAUGGAUACAUCCUGUGCCUCAACAGACUGUAUGACCUCUCUCACACUCCUGAAAAGGAGAAAGAUGGAUCGCUGUACAAACUGACCAUUGAUGUCAUGGAGACCAAAUGCCACAUCACCAGCAGGAAACCAUGGAAACAAUGUGAAGUCAGAGAUAUUGCUGAUGUUCCAGUGUAUGGAGAGUGUGAGGUGUCUGUCUUUGUUGACACUCAAGUGAAACUUCAAAGCUACUCCUGUGUACUUCGUGAAGUUCCUGCUACUGCAGUGGUGGAUGUGUGUCCGGACUGUCCCACAGCUGAUAAUUUGAACGAGCCCGUCGUCAAGGAGACAGCCAAUCUCUCCUUGCAAAGGUUCAAUGAAGAGAGUCAGCUGGCCAACUACUUUACUCUGGAGAACAUCACAAAAGCCAGUUCACAGUGGGUGUCUGGUCCGUCCUACUUUGUGGAGUUCACCAUUGUGGAGACAGUGUGCUCAAAGAAAACAGAUGUCAGUGAACUGAGCAGCUGCCCACCUAUGGACUGUCAGUUUGCCCAUAGAGGCUUCUGUUUGGGCUCACACGUGGCCCAGGACGACCAGUUUGAAAUCAGACCCCCUGUUGGAAAAGACAGCUCCUUUCAGAAUAAGAAACCUGUGGAGGUGAAGUGUGAGAUCUACGAACCUCAGGCUGCGGCUGUGGAGGAGCAGGCCCAUGCAAAAGCAAACAGUGGACACACUGGGCAUCAGCACCACAACCACACACACCUGCACCCCCAUGAGCACACGCACUCAGCCUCACCCAGCUCAGACCUCACUUCCUCCAAGCCACAGGGCUCCCUUGGGACUGUUGUGAAUCAGCCUGCCUCUCCCAGAUAUGCCCCAGCAGCCAGCUCUUGCCCCAGCCCGCACAGGCACAAUCUGGGAAUCGCCAGACUCAAGCUUUGAUUGGCUGGACACAGAGCUACAUCUUUCCUGCAUGUUUUAAUGAGUUAGUCAGUAAGUUAAACCACCAAUAAUCCUUGCAAAUGAUCAGAUUACAUUGAUUGUUUGAUUAAAGCAUUUACAUUUCUUGAAGUUGUAUUAUUUUCUCUCA